AUGAAACGGAUCACUUUGUGCCGAAUCUAUGAAAAUUCGCCUGAGGCUGUGGAGGCUGUUAGCUUUUCGCCCUGUGCGAGAUUUAUCGCAGUUGCCAGACAUUUGGGGUCCAUCCAACUCCUGGAUGCCAGUAGUUUUUACGUAUAUGCCACACUACCUAAUAUUUUCAUACAUGGGUCGGCUAACUCCAUAAUUUGGCUCAGCAAGACGCCAUCUGACUCUGCAUAUGUCGACCAAGUCCAGAGAAAAUUGUCUCAAUAUCACCUAGUGGCCACGGGCCUACAUGGGCUUAUCACCUAUUGGGACCUGGAAUCUCUUAUGCCAUUACAUACAUCGCAAUCCUACGGAGGUGCUAUUUUUUCCUCCGCCUACAGUGCCAGCCAGCUUCGGCUCUACCUUGCUUGCGAUGAUUCUACGCUUAGGGUUUUUUCCCUAUACAAAGCUCAACCACAGGCAAAAACUCCACAACCGGAACUGGUACUGGUAGAUGUCAUAAAGCAUGCCAAGGGUAAGAUACUUUCAGUUACCCUUUAUGACGAUGUUAUUUUUUGCGGGACUUGCGAAUCAACAAUUUAUAAGCAUUCAGGAAAUAGUACGGUCACAAUGAAAUUGGGUAGGAGAGGCAAAAGCAUACAAGUCUGGUCAUUGGUUUAUGUUACCGGCGAUAAGAUCUUAAUCAGUGGAGAUUCCCUCGGAAUUAUUAGGUUUUGGGACACCUCGCAGUGCAUAGAAGUUAGGGCCCUUGAACAGCAUUCGGCCGACAUUCUCUGUAUGGCAAUAACACUAGACCAAAAAACCCUUUAUGUUGGGGGUGUGGAUAUGAAACUUACUACUCUAGCCAAGGACUUAGCUGGGGACAAUUGGACGGUUGUAAGUGUUAGGUAUCCGCAUAAGGCUAGCAUUAAGGCAUUGGACGUUGAUCCAAAGUUUGGUAGAGUGGUUACAGGGGGAGAAGACUGUAAUUUAUGUCUUCUCAAGGGAUUGAGGGAUCUUUCAGGACUGCCACAUCAAAUCGCUAAGUUUUUGCCCCUACCAUCGCCCACGGAAUCCUCUAUUGACAUAUCUAUUAAUGAUUCUAUCGUUUUGUGUAAGGGCAGGACUGCAGUACAUGUUUGGGCAUUGUAUGAUUCUGAACAAAUGGAUGGUAAACCUGUAAAAUUGGCCACUAUUAGUCUAGACAAAUCGGAGGGGGAUCUCACAGUGGCUUCUGUAGCUAAAAUCGGCACUGUAACUACUGAGAUAAAUACACACGUUUGUGUGGGGAAUAAUAUGGGCAUCAAAUUGUUCAAAGUCACUAAAGAAGCUAUUAAGAAAAUCGACGUUAGUGUAACCGGUACUUACUGUUAUUGUGUAAAAUUCACAAGCGAAGACCAUUUACUCUGCUCCACUAUAGACAAAGACACUAAGCGGUGCCAUCUGAUCAACUAUUCCAUUAAAAAUGGUAUGAUUAACAGACACCCUAUGGAACAGCCGGUCGUAAGAAUUGAAAUAUUAAGCUCGGUUCUUGUAUCCCUCUUUUGCUUGUCUGGAUCCGUUAUUAUAUUGGACUGGGAAAAAUGGCAAGUGGUUGAAUUGCCAGAUAUGAACCCUCCAGAAAUUAUCACCACAGUUUGCCUCUUUCCCUCUGGAAAUGAAUGUUAUGAAUCCAGUAAAAUUAUCGCAAUAGGAUCGGACUGUACCUACUAUAUAUUCAACCUGGUCACUUGCCUAAUUGAGACUUUUAAUGGCAAAACAUUCCACAAAAUUCCACCAGGGUUACUUAAAGUCGAUGAUUCUCUUAUCAAUUUCUCAGUUGGUACCGAAAAGACACUUAUUUUGCAAACUUGUACGUCGCUAAUGAGUUUCACGCCAUAUAGUGUUGGCGUCAGCCGUGGAAACGACACUAUACAGCGUAAAAGUAUUGCUAACGUCAUCGAGGAAUCUAAAAAAUUGAGGCUCGGUCCACCAUUGCUAUAUGAGCCCAGAUUUAAGAUUAUCUCGCUAGAGAUGGCGAGCCAUAUAGAAGACCAUCGCGAGGGCAAUGGCGUAGCAGCAGAUGGCACGGGCGGAGAUGUCGCUAAUUGUAGCGCUUUGGAUAUGGAGUAUAACAGUUUGUGUGGAUGGAAGACCGUGCGGAUCGAGCAUUUGAUCCAACUGGUGCGAAGGCAAGAAGAUUUCCUUGCCUUUCAAAUUUCCAGUUUAGACGUUGAUCUCCAGGAUAGGGGAUGUAAGUACGGGAUGUCAUGA
Molecule: messenger RNA, 2226 nt
Organism: Babesia microti strain RI
Lineage: Eukaryota; Apicomplexa; Aconoidasida; Piroplasmida; Babesiidae
Product: U3 small nucleolar RNA-associated protein 4
Exons: 2
Coding region: 1-2226 (741 amino acids)
Biological process (GO): maturation of SSU-rRNA from tricistronic rRNA transcript (SSU-rRNA, 5.8S rRNA, LSU-rRNA)
Cellular component (GO): small-subunit processome; t-UTP complex; 90S preribosome
Molecular function (GO): protein binding; RNA binding
Source: RefSeq, a predicted model, not a curated record